Penaeus monodon (black tiger shrimp) is the source of this 540-nucleotide messenger RNA. RefSeq names its product 28S ribosomal protein S18c, mitochondrial-like (gene mRpS18C). Gene Ontology annotation, molecular function: small ribosomal subunit rRNA binding; structural constituent of ribosome. The record is from RefSeq and is a predicted model, not a curated record. NCBI's taxonomy places the organism in Eukaryota, Metazoa, Arthropoda, Malacostraca, Decapoda, Penaeidae. Gene Ontology annotation, biological process: mitochondrial translation. Gene Ontology annotation, cellular component: ribosome; mitochondrial small ribosomal subunit.
GUUAUAUUGUGUUACUCACGUUACCCAUGAAUCUCCAAUAACAACACACGGCAUCAUGGCGGCCUUAGGGAGCAGACGACUCGCCUUUUCUGUCAAAGAUUAUCUUCUGUUUUCCUUUCGUGGAAGAUCACAGUUGAUGACCUGUAGAAAUGCCAAACCCAUAUGAGAAGGAGAAAUUACAGUGCAUACUCUGCAACUACAAGGUGCAUUUGGACUACAAGAAUGUCAGAUUGCUCUCCCAGUUUGUAUCACCUUUCACUGGACAGAUUUACGGCAGGCAUAUUACCAGGUUAUGUCGGAGACAACAGUCAAUAUUGGAACGAGAAAUACAAAAGAGCAGAGAUGCAGGUUUCAUGCCAGUAAUGCUGAAGAGUGUAGAUUUCUUCAAGGAUCCUAAAUUAUUUGACCCCAACAACCCUGUUCGGCCACAUAAAUAUUAGUGAACAGAUACGGGUUUUGUAGAUAUGCACUUUAUGAAGAGAUAUGGUGUAGUCCAGAAAUGUGACUUUUGUAUAAAACUGAAUUAAAAUGUUGAGAUCU